Messenger RNA from Brassica napus (rape), 1002 nucleotides. RefSeq names its product WAT1-related protein At4g30420-like. The transcript has 6 exons. The coding region runs from base 1 to 1002 and encodes 333 amino acids. NCBI's taxonomy places the organism in Eukaryota, Viridiplantae, Streptophyta, Magnoliopsida, Brassicales, Brassicaceae. The record is from RefSeq and is a predicted model, not a curated record. Gene Ontology annotation, molecular function: transmembrane transporter activity. Gene Ontology annotation, cellular component: plasma membrane.
AUGGCGAUGAUAUUGUUGCAACUGUGUUACGCAGGAGUGACUCUUUCUGCAAGAGUUACUUUGGUUAAUGGAACAAGCCCUCGGGUUUUUAUCCUAUACAGGCAAGUCUUUGCAACCAUUUUCAUCUUCCCAUUUCUCUACUUCUCAAGCAUUACAAUGAAUCAAAAUCUGUAUUGUGAAGGUAUUUACUUAGCUUCAUCGUCGACGGGAAGUGCCAUGUGUAACAUCAUUCCUGCACUAACCUUCUUAAUCUCAUAUCUCGCCGGAUACGAGACAGUCAAUAUCCGGAAUGUUAGAGGCUUAGCAAAGAUAUCAGGGACGGUUCUAUGUGUAGUAGGAGCAAUCUCCAUGACUUUGCUUCGUGGACCAAAGAUUCUUAACUCGGAAUCUACUUUACCGUUAGAAAAUUCGUUACUAGGAGAUCUUGCGGACCAGAACAUGUGGCUCAUUGGUUGUUUGUGUGUGUUCGCUAGCACUGUUUGCUAUUCUUUAUGGCUAACAUUUCAGGUCCCAGUCUCUGCUUAUUACCCAGACCACCUCUCUUUAUCAGCGUGGAUGUGUUUAUUCGGCACGAUACAAUGUGCAGUCGUCACUUUCUUCUUUGAUAAAGACCCAAACGCUUGGAUUAUCCAUUCUUACUCAGAGUUAGCGACUUGUCUCUACGCUGGAGUUGUAUCGUCAGCGCUUGCUUUUACGGUCCAAGCUUGGGUUAUAUCUAAGAGAGGCCCUUUGUUCUCUGCAAUGUUUAACCCUCUCUGUACAGUCAUUGUCACAAUCUUGGCUUCUCUGAUCCUUAAAGAAGAGAUGUUCACCGGAAGCUUAAUCGGAGGAAUAUGUGUGAUCAUGGGACUUUACAUUGUGCUCUGGGGUAAAGCCGAAGAUGUCAUGAUAAAUCAAGAACAGAGAGACAUUACGAAUAACUCAGACGUGAAAAUUCAGAUCGAAGAUUCUUCAAACACAGUAAACUGUAACGGAGAUCUGAAGAAUCCACUUCUGUCCUAA